Medicago truncatula (barrel medic) is the source of this 963-nucleotide messenger RNA. RefSeq lists its product as uncharacterized. NCBI's taxonomy places the organism in Eukaryota, Viridiplantae, Streptophyta, Magnoliopsida, Fabales, Fabaceae. The coding region runs from base 91 to 669 and encodes 192 amino acids. The record is from RefSeq and is a predicted model, not a curated record. The transcript has 7 exons.
CGAGAGAGACCAUAGACAAUUUAAUUUAGACAUCAUCAUCCUCCUUAACUAAAUUCAAAGGAUGCUUUGAAUCUUCAAUUUAGCAAUACGAUGUCGUUUGGUUGUUGUCUGUUUUCUUCUCCUCCGCCCCACCUUGUUUGCAGAAAACGAAACAGAACCUCUCUCUUCAAGGUCUCUGCAAACGUUCCCGAUUUUCUCUCUGCUGACUGGUUUGAAUCUCGCAAGAAAAAACCAUUUGGUCCAAAAUUAGAUUUCACUGCAGAAGAUGCUGUUCAUCAUCAGCUUGAAGCAUUGAAGUAUAAUGACCAGCCUCGUCAAGAUUAUGGAAUUGAAGUCAUGUACAGAUUUGCUGGUUUUGAUCCUUUUGAAAGGUCGACAUACUUUGGCCCAUUCUUUGAUCUCGGUCAGUUUGAAAGGUUUAGGCGUAUUUUUCACCAUUCUACUUACAGAGUCUUAUUGGGUCACAAGGAAAGAAAGAUCAUGAGCAGUUUGUUUGUGGAGGAGAACAAAUAUAAGCAGCGGAUUUGGGUUCGAGGAAGUCGACCAGAGGAAGAGGAGAUAUUUCAAUUUACAAUGGUUCAGCGGGUUGGUGGUUGCUGGGAUGGUUAUUGGCUGACGGAGUCUGUGCUUCACGACUUGGAUACGUUUUCUGGUGGGGUAGCAUAUUGAAAAAAUUUCAAAGCAGUAGUCAGUUUCGUGAAGCUCCAUGGCCAAAACAUAAAGUGAUAUGCAGUAUGCUAUUAUUACUAUCAUAGAUUCCUAAUUCUAAUCUGUAAAAUUUGUACAUAUUUAUAAGAAAUUCAGUUGUUAUUAUGUGUAAAUAAACGAGGACUAUAAUUGGUCCUUGCUGAUCCAAUGUAAACAGUCCUGCACAUUUUGACAAGUUGCCAUGUGUUUCGUGCUUAUACUCAAAUGUGUAUACUUGUGCAAGAUAGAAUAAAAUGAAGAGAAUUACUCCUUCAA